Molecule: messenger RNA, 2109 nt
Organism: Thamnophis elegans (Western terrestrial garter snake)
Lineage: Eukaryota; Metazoa; Chordata; Lepidosauria; Squamata; Natricidae
Gene: C10H3orf80
Product: chromosome 10 C3orf80 homolog
Exons: 1
Coding region: 754-1422 (222 amino acids)
Source: RefSeq, a predicted model, not a curated record
UGUCCCCCCCCCCCCCCCCAAUCUGUUGGAUUUCCAAACUUUGUUCAUCGAAUCUCUUUCUGGCCUUGGCUUUGUUUCUCCAUAGUGGAUAUUCUGCUGGCUCCUUCACAUUCUCCAGCAAAGAAAAGAAAGGGGGCGGGGGGGGGGGGAGGACACAACCUUUCUAAUGGAAAAGGAGUUGCAUUAAGCCUAUUAACAUCAGCCAAAUGACGAUCAUCAAUAUUUAAUCAGAAAUAUGGAAAGCUUCGGGAGCAAGUAAAUUUAAAUAACGCUCAGAGGGAAAUCCAAUCACUUAAGCAGAGGCACGCCAGCCGAGCGAAGGGAAAGCCAGCGUUGACGAGAGGGGAAGACGACAGCUGUAUUAAUAAAGAUUAAAGCGCUGCAAAGGCCGAGCGGAUCGGCGCCGUUAACCCCUUGCCCGGCUGCGCGGGCACCACCCGCGUGCAACAUGUCCGCGUUUCCCGCCUUCGCCGGCAAGACCCGCUCAGCCUCGCCGCGUCCGAGAUUUCGGCUGAGGGAGUGAAUCCCGCCUGAAGGCGAGGCGCGGGCGGAGGGGGGGGGGUCCUUUUGCAGCUGCCAAGGCACCCCACCCUCCGCUGUUCCUUCCUGGAACUUGGGAGUUGCGCGCCCGGGAAAAGCGAGUUUGCAAAGAAGCCGGAGGGGAAGCGAGCGCGGAAGCGGCAGGCAAUGGUGGCGGACCGGAGCGAGCGCAGCAGCCCUCCUCCUCCUCCUCUUCCCUGAGGAGGGGGGAAGAUGACGGGCGGCGGCCUCCCCCCGGGGCUGCUGGCGCUGGGCGCCGUUUUGCUGUGGCAGCCUUGCCAAGGCAGCUGCGGCGCGCAGAAAUGCGCCGCGCAGGAGAGCUGCUGCAGCUACGGCAACGCCACCUACGCGGAGACCAAGUGCUGCAAGCUGCCUUUCCACACGUUCCUGGACAACGUGGGUUGGUUCGUGCGGAAGCUCUCCGGGCUGCUCAUCUUGCUGGUGCUUUUCGCCAUCGGGUAUUUCUUGCAGCGGAUCAUCUGCCCCAGCCCCCGCAGGCACGGGAGGCGACGCCGGCGCCCGGGACAACGAGGCGAGGAGGAGGAGGAGGAAGACGAGGAAGAGGAGGAGGCGGAUUACGACGAUGACGACGCGGAAGAGCGGGACUCGCUUUCCCGCGUCACCCCGCUGAAUGGGACGGCCGCCACCUCGCAGGACUCGCUACUGGACAGCCGCGGCCGGGAGGCGUCCCUGCCGCCCCCUCUUCUGCACGUCGUCUCGCCCGUCUUUUUGCAGCUGCCCAGCUACGAAGAGGUGAAAUAUUUGCCCACUUACGAGGAAUCCAUGCGGCUCCAUCAACCUCUGGUUCUGCCCGUCACCAGCCUGGCCGCCGGGACGAGCAGAGGCCCCGCGGAGCCGGAUCGCUCGGCCAGAGGCAGCUGAAGACCCUUCCCUCGCCUUUUCCCAGCGCCUCGCAGCUGGUGGGUUGCCGCCAAAAUCGAAGGGACCGCGCCCUCGGCGUGGCCAAACAUCUGCCGCCGAAGCCCCUUUUUCUGUGGGGAGAUAAUUUAGGGAGGGGCGGUGGAAAUAGCAAAGAAGGAAAAGGGUGGAGGACUGGAGGGUCUUCCUUGGUCCUCUCACCCCCCCUUUUUUUUAUUUUUGCGAAGUUGCACUCUUGAGAUAAGCUCCUUUGUAGCAAAGUCGGAUUCUGCCUCUGCCUGUGAAACACCGCCAGCCUUUUCACAUUUGAGGUGCCUGAUGGUAGUACAGGCAUCAUUUAAGUGCCAGUCUAAAUAUGUGACAUAUGCGUUCCAAUUGGAGACAUUCAAAAGUACGAGCUAGAUUGGUUUGCUUUUUUUAUAUACUCCUUCCCUGUAUGGUGUGGAUGUGCUCUGUACCUUCCUAAUGCAAAAUAAAAUUCCAGGAAGGGAAGAGAGUGAUUCUUUUACUUGGGGUAAAUCCAGCUGGUUUAAAUUUCUCUUUUCCUGAAUUUUGCUUAUGCCCAUCAACAAGUAACAGGGAGAAAUUUGCUUAUGCCAAAACCAUCAACAUUGCUGGAUGUGAGAUGAGAGCAUGAGGAGAAAGACACACGAUCUUUUUUGGUGGUUACACUUUUUCUUUUUUAAACAC